AUGGUCUUACGAACACAGACAUGCCAGCGGUUAGCAAGAAAUUUGUCGAGAAAGCCAUCAGAUGUACGGCAAGAACCUCCUUCAACCGCGAGAAAUGAAAAUAAAUGGUUGACACUUCUCACUUCCAUCCAGGCACAAAAUUUCCGUGUUCGAAAUUUCUCCUCUACUCUUGGUCGAAAUGAGAUCAACAAAAUCCUCCCGACUGCUGCCGAGGCAAUCAGAGACAUGAAGUCCAACGCCACACUCCUCGCUGGCGGAUUUGGCCUAUGUGGCGUGCCUGACACCCUCAUCAAUCAAGUACACUCCACACCCUCUAUCACCGGUUUGACUGCCGUUUCGAAUAAUGCUGGUGUGGAGGGGGCUGGUCUAGGCCUCCUCCUAGCGAGCAAGCAAAUAAAGAGGAUGAUCGCGAGCUAUGUAGGUGAGAACAAGACAUUGGAAAGGAUGUAUCUGAGCGGCGAAUUGGAGAUGGAGUUGACGCCGCAGGGAACACUGGCUGAGAGGUGUAGGGCAGGUGGUGCUGGCAUUCCGGCUUUCUACACACCGGCAGCAUUUGGCACCGUGGUACAGACAGGCGACCUACCACUGAGACACAACCCCGAUGGAACCGUAGCACAGUACUCACAGCCCAGAGACGUCAAAGUCUUCGAUGGGAAGAGCUAUGUAAUGGAAGAGUCGAUUAAAGGGGACUAUGCUUUUGUUAAAGCUUGGAAGGCUGACAAGCUUGGAAACUGUCAAUUCAGAUUCGCGGCUGCAAAUUUUAAUGGCGCGAUGGGAAGGAACGCGAAGAUGACGAUUGUGGAAGCAGAGAACAUUGUGGAGGUGGGUGAAAUCGAUCCUGCUGCGGUGCAUCUGCCGGGUAUCUAUGUCAAAAGAGUCAUUCAGAGCACAGCGAAGAAGAACAUCGAAAAGUAUACAUUUGCGAAAGAGGAGGGCGCAGAUAUGUCUGCUCUCGGAAAAGGUGAUACUGCCUCGAAGAGAGAAAGGAUCGUCAAGAGGGCUGCUAAAGAGUUCCAAAACGGCAUGUAUGCAAAUCUUGGUAUUGGCAUGCCCAUGCUUGCACCAUCCUUCGUCGAUCCAUUGGUGGAGGUGCAGCUUCAAUCCGAGAACGGAAUCCUCGGCCUCGGUCCGUACCCGAAGAAAGGCGAGGAGGAUGCCGACCUCAUCAACGCAGGCAAAGAGACGGUUACACUCCUGCCCGGCGCAUCCUGCUUCGGUUCCGACGAAUCUUUUGGGAUGAUCAGAGCCGGUAGAAUCGAACUAACCAUGCUUGGCGCGAUGCAGGUGUCUGCCAGAGGGGAUCUUGCAAACUGGAUGUUGCCUGGUAAGAUCAAGGGCUUUGGUGGUGCUAUGGAUCUUGUCAGCAAUCCCUCAAAGACGAGAGUGGUUGUGACGAUGGAGCACACGGAUAAAAAGGGCCGACCGAAGAUCUUGAAGCAAUGCGAGUUUCCCUUGACCGGGAGAGCCUGUGUGUCAAGGAUCAUUACUGAAUUGUGUGUCUUCGAUGUUGACUUUACCAAUGGUCUAACCCUCAUUGAGCUCGCUGAUGGUGUCACGGUUGACGAGGUUAAGGCCAAGACUGAGGCGCCGUUCAACGUCGCAGAUGAUCAACGAAGCAUGGCGUUUGCUUUUGGGAGCAUAGAUGGCGAGGCUCAGCGCUUGGGCGUUGGUCUUGGGGAAAAGCAUUCUACCACGAUAUUGAUUGUUGACAUAUCAUCCCCGAAGACCUUUGAAUUACUCCGUAAUUUUGACGAAUCUGGCAGCGCUUCUUACAGUAGUCCCACUGAAUUCAACAAAAUUGGUGCCUGGAUGACGCGCAGCGGUCCGAACAAACCCCAUACGUUCCUAGACCUUUUUCAGGCGCCAUUAAUCACCACUUCACGUAUUCUCAUCAUGACAUUCACAACAAUCAACUCGGACAGUCUGGGAGUCGUCGCUGAUCGGAAGAGGAAGGCAAGCGAAAGGCAUGCUCAAUUCGACCUCCGAAGACCAACACUUGGUGGCAGCUCUAGGCUAGCUGCCAGACCUCACAAUGUCGAGCAGAUCACCAAAGCUGCGCAAACAUACGAAUACAGCGGUUUGGUCCCCUUGCGAUAUUGGCUACGGACAGCAGCGACCAUGCUCAAGGAGGCGGAGAUCUACGAGCGUGAAGGGGAUGACGAACAAGCUUAUUUGCUGUUAUUCAGACAUGCUCAUCUUGUCCUCACCAAUCUAGCUGUACAUCCCGAUGCCCCAGCCAGCGAGCUACUCAAAGAGGCGAAGAAAGACGUUCAACACAACUUGGAGAAGUUGGAUAAGCUGAAUCCCCGAAUCAAGAAACGAUACGAGAGGUUCCAAGAAAUGCUCAGUGAGCGAGAGGCACGGAGACUGGCUCUUCUUGAAGCAGAACAGAGUGAGGUCGAAGGUGAUGCCAUUUCGUUUCAAGGAGCUCUGGAGUCGGACAACGUGCAUCACCUGGAAGGUGGAGAGAACAGGGAGCUUGCCGUUCAGCUUGCUCGGCAUGAGAUGUCCCGGAGAGCUACAGAAAGAAAAGCCACCAGACAGGCCGGUAUAUCCCAAGGCGAGGAAAGAGUGGCGAGAGCUGGGAGAGCUGGUCGAGUGUGGGAGAUUGCUGAUAACCGGGAGCCGGACGAUCUAAGCAGACGUCUUCAAGAAGUGAGGGCACAAGUUGAGCGGCCGGGACGAGAGGUCGGGCAGCCAUCGCAGCGGAAGGACACCGAUAAAACGUACGCAUACCCACACAUACCGCUCAACCAUGCUAUGCCAAAGCCAGAGCCAGUGAUACCAUUCAAGACAGUUCAAGCGCCUGACCUUCCACCAAAAUCAUCCCUUCGAUCUAACAUCUCUGCUCCACCCCUCCCAGAAAAGCUCUCUGCAGCAAUCACAGACCAUUCACCUCCAUACGAACCAUCCCCAAUUGUCCCAGCCAAACACCAAAACCAACAACAAACCCACCCCUUAAAAGCAACCUACACCUUCAAACCCUCCGCCUACCUCGAAAACGGCAAUCCCCUCCGAACCCUCUUCCUCCCACCCACCCUACGCUAUUCCUUCCUCGCCCUCGCUCGCGCAAACACGGAACGCAACCUCGAAACGUGCGCCUUCCUGGCCGGCACCCUGCUCUCCAACGCGCUCUUCGUGUCGAAACUCAUCUUCCCGCGACAGACGGCCACGAGCGACACGUGCGAGAUGACGCACGAAUCCGACCUGUUCGACUACAUCGACAGCUUCGAAGACCUGAUGAUCCUGGGCUGGAUCCACACCCAUCCGCGCCAGACCUGCUUCAUGAGCAGCCGCGACCUCCACACCCACGCCGGAUACCAGAUGAUGCUGCCGGAGAGCGUGGCGGUCGUGUGUGCGCCGAGCCAGAGACCGAGCCGGCCGAGCGCUUCCGGAGCCAUCGGGGGGUUUGGGCAUCAUCAUCAUCCUCAUCAUCAUCAUCAUCAUCAUCAUCAUCAUCAUGAUGACGACGGUGACAGGGCAGGCGAUUGGGGCGUCUUUCGCCUCACCGACCCGCCUGGAAAGGGCGUCAUUCUGGCGUGUGAGAAACCGGGCGUGUUCCAUCCGCACGAUUGCGCGAAUAUCUAUACCGAUGCCUUGAGGCCCGGCCAUGUGGUUGAGGCGAGCGGGUUGGAGUUUGAGGUGGUCGAUUUGAGGUGA
Endocarpon pusillum Z07020 is the source of this 3660-nucleotide messenger RNA. RefSeq lists its product as uncharacterized. Gene Ontology annotation, molecular function: metal-dependent deubiquitinase activity; succinyl-CoA:3-oxo-acid CoA-transferase activity; K63-linked deubiquitinase activity. The record is from RefSeq and is a predicted model, not a curated record. The transcript has 6 exons. Bases 1 to 3660 code for a protein of 1219 amino acids. NCBI's taxonomy places the organism in Eukaryota, Fungi, Ascomycota, Eurotiomycetes, Verrucariales, Verrucariaceae. Gene Ontology annotation, biological process: protein K63-linked deubiquitination.